This is a messenger RNA of Prorocentrum cordatum, 1050 nucleotides long. NCBI's taxonomy places the organism in Eukaryota, Dinophyceae, Prorocentrales, Prorocentraceae. The record is from the annotation of a GenBank genome assembly.
AUGAUCGCUGGCAGGGGGAGCCACAAGGGGCGGCGGCCACAAGGGCAAGAGGAAGGGCGGCAAGGGCUCCGGCGGUGGCGCUCCCAGCUCCGCGGACCUGCCCGAGGAGCGGCGCGAGGAGCUGAGGGCUCUGCUGGAGAGCUUCGCCGCGGGCCCCGAGUCGCAGCUGGCGAUGCCGGCCACCAUCUCCGGCCUCGAGAGGACGAAAUUCCUCCACGAGCUCGCCGAGGGCCUGGGGCUCACCUCUCAGUCCUUCGGCCAGGGCAAGGACCGAUGCCUCAGCAUCUUCAAGCCGGCGGGCCUGGGGGCUGCCACCGACGGGAGGGAGGACCGGCUGGCCCGCCCGAGGCCGCCAAGGCGGCCUCGGAGUGGCCCACGGAGUGGCCCACGCCCGAGGGCGCCCGGGAGGCGGCGCUCGGCGCCGAGGGGGUGGCCUAUUCCGCCUUGGUAGGAGAGUCGCGAGCGCCUCCUGGACUUCUGCGGGCGCGCCUUCGCGCCAGCGGCGGCAUCCCCGCCGGCUGGACCACGUACUGCGAGCACAUGACCAUCUGCAUGGGUCCUCUGCAACGCCCCCGGACCGAGGACAACCGCUCCUGCGCCGAGGCGGUGCGUCGGCAGACGGCGGCGCUCUCGGUCGAGCAGGAGAUGGACUUGAGGGUCGUGUCGAUCGGGGAGCUCCCCGACAGCGUGCUGGCCGUCGGCGUCGUUGGCUGCCCCUCCUGCAACAAGAACCCUCACAUUCGCCGACACGUCACCGUGGCCGUGGCGCCGAAGAAGAGGCCCCAAUUGAGCAACGACAUCCGCAGGUGGACCGUGCUCCCAGCGGAGGAGCAGGUCGAGUUGCACGGCGCGGUCUGGCAGCGCGGCGCGGGCCGCGACCACGUGCCCCCCGGGCCCGCCUGGCAGCGCGGGGCCCGCGGCGGUGGACGCGGCGGUGGACGCGGCGCGGGGGGGGCCCGCGGCGGGGGCGCGGGCUCGGGCGGGGAGGUGGGAGUGGCCUCAGGAGAUCGAGGCAGCACGCAACGAGGCAUCGUGGAGACCUGGAGGUAG